Molecule: messenger RNA, 1587 nt
Organism: Dictyostelium discoideum AX4
Lineage: Eukaryota; Evosea; Eumycetozoa; Dictyosteliales; Dictyosteliaceae
Exons: 4
Coding region: 1-1587 (528 amino acids)
Source: RefSeq, a predicted model, not a curated record
AUGGCAAAAAAAAAAGAAUUUGGAAAUGAAAAAGAAGAUGACGAAAUUGCAUUAGGAAAACUUGCCCAAUACCCUCGAGCCAUUGAACUUUCAACAAUUAGAGCAGAUUUAAAAACAUUGGAUAGAGUAUUAUCCAUUUGCGAUAAACUAUAUUCAAAAGGAAAUGACAACGAUUUACCAAAAAAUAAAUCAAUUAUUUUAAAUAAUAUUUUAACAAUCAAAGUUUUUAUUGAUGAUCUUGAAUUAACUGAUACUAUAUUUGGAUUAACAAGCAUAAAUGGAGUUGAUUCAUUUUCAUUUAUUGCUUCUGGUUUAGGUUCUUUAAAUGAUAGUUUACCGAUGUUUAUAAACGAUGAUAUUAAUUUAGAAUUUUCAUUUGAAAGACCAAUUAUUAAUAGUAUAUUACCAACAAAUGGAGAUUACAAUACAAAAGUUACAAUUAAUGGUAAUAAUUUUAGAAAAGGUCAAUCAGUAAAAAUUGGAGACAUAUUAAUAAAUGAUAUUGAAUUCAUUUCAAACCAAGAGAUUAUUGCUUCAGCACCAUUUGGAUUUAUUAGUGGACUUGUAGUUGUUCAUUCAGAUGAUCAAUACAGUUUAGAAGAAAUAUCAUUUAGUUAUCCUUCACCAAUUAUAGACCAAGUCAUUCUUUCAAAUUAUGAAUCAAAAUUAAACACAACAGGUACAAAUUAUUUCACAGUAAUAGGUAGAGGUUUAGGUACAUACAUUGCAGAACAAGUGGAUAUUAUUAUCAAUCAAGAGUUUUAUGCAAGUUGCGAAUUCGAUUUCUGUGAAAGUUUAGAAAUUAUUGAAGAUAUAGAUAUAAAAGAUCAAGGAAUUUGUCAAUAUUUAAAAUAUAAUAAUUAUCAAUAUAUCGAUGAAAACUUUGAUAUAGUAAAUUGUAUUUUAGCUGAUUCGAUUGGUAUAGAUAAAUCAAUCAGUAUCAAAAUUUCAGAAUACCAAAACCAAACUUUCACCUACUCUUAUUAUGAACCAUGGAUUGAAAAAUUAACACAAAACUCUUUAUCAACAAACACUGAUGGUGGUGAGGUUAUCGUUAUAAAUGGUUACAACUUUUUACCAUUCGAAAAUUUAAGUCCAUACUAUGAAAACAAUGAAACUAUUGCACAAUGGUUAAAUCAAUCAGAAAUAUUAAUUGGUGAAAGCUAUCUUUGUCAAUCAAUUAAUUGGACCAGUUCCUAUGAAUUAAAUUGUACAAUCCCACCAGGAAUUGGUGUUAAUCAUACAAUCAUUGUAAAAGUAGGCCUUCAAUCACCAAAUCAUACUGAUUAUUUGUAUUCUUACGAUCCACCAAAACUUGAUACAAUCAAUAAUUCCACUGGAAAUGAAACACAUUACUAUUCUUCAACAGAUGGUAACAAUGAAAUUAUAAUAACAGAAUGUCAAUAUAAUCUCAUUGAAAAUUCAUUAUCAACACACUCUAAUAAUAGUCCAUUAAGAUGUUAUAAUAAUGAAACUGAAAAUUACUUCAUUAUGAAUACUACACUUUCAUGUUCAAAAGAUGAAUCAUUAAGUCAAGAUAAUAAUACGAUUUCUUGUUUAGCAGAUACGGGUAUCAUCUGUAUCUGA